Messenger RNA from Ustilaginoidea virens, 1284 nucleotides. RefSeq lists its product as uncharacterized. Bases 1 to 1284 code for a protein of 427 amino acids. The transcript has 2 exons. NCBI's taxonomy places the organism in Eukaryota, Fungi, Ascomycota, Sordariomycetes, Hypocreales, Clavicipitaceae. The record is from RefSeq and is a predicted model, not a curated record.
AUGGAGUCCACAUCUCCGCCAAGGUCGACUGAGGUUGACGUAGUCGUUGCCCAGUCUCUCCGACAAGCGAUGAAGGGCCUGACAAUCAAUCCCAAGAUCCGUAAUCGCCAACACCGGAUUGAUAAGCCGGCGCAACGAACUCGGCGGAUGUAUCGGGCCCCACCGGGAAGACAAUUUACACCAGUGCGUAUUAUCUACAGAGAAGUCAGGUACUACAGACAAGAAGUUCUGCAACUGUGCCCUGAACAGCGUGAUCGCGCAGUUGCAAUCUUCACCAAGCUUGCAGAAAUCACUGCAGAAAUCAAAAGGGGUUUGAUAAGGGGACCGGCCUUGCGCGGCCUUGCCAGCGGCGGAGUUGAGCUCCAACAUCCUACAUUAUGGUUCCAGCGAUUCAUUUGUCACUCUGUCUAUGACAAGAUGUCGAGUUCAAGUCUGCAAGAGCUGCGGCGAAGAAUUUUCAAGUACACGACCUGCCUCUAUCGUAUGCACAUUCCCUUCGACCCGGACUUGACGACUCUUGAGGUCAUAUCAAACCAGGGGGAUUAUCCAAGACAGGAUAGUCACAGACCAUACCUCAAUAAAUUUGACUUUGAUGUCGAUCUUGAUGAUGAAACAAUUUCUUGGGCUGAGCUAAGGGACGCGAAAUUACGACUGGUCGAGGCUCAGUUUGCAGUCCUCGAGUUGAUAACUAGGCUGUCAAAACCCAACCCCUCUGAAGCCCAGCGACUGUCACUUGAUGUAGAGCCCAACAUUGUCGUUGGAAUACUCCGGGUGCGGAAUGACAGCAGCGAAAGUAAUCGAGUUAUUCCGCUUCUCAAUGCUUACUCCCCCGAGCUUGGGCAAUACGUGGCCGAAUAUACCAGGCAAUAUCUACGCAUGUCUUCACAUCGAAAAUGGCCCUUGAGCCCCAAAGCACAGGAGCACCACCUUGAGUAUUAUGCGUGCACUUCUCACGUGCUACGUUUAAUGGACAAUCACAGGCAAGACGGGCGCUUAGAGCCGAGCGCCCUCCGGGCCAAGCUGUUAAUUAUCCGUGCUUGCUACCUUAUCAACACCUAUGCUAAGUAUAUGCCCAAAAUUGGAUCUCAUGGAUUACUCGAAACUAGCAGAAAACACACCGUCAACUUGUACCCAAGCAACGAGAUUUUCAUGUCCGUUGUACAAGCACGCAAUGAGGCAGAGGAAGAAAUUGAGAGAUUAGCUCAGAGCGGCCAGCAGCUUGAUGAAGAUAUCAUGUUUUUAGCCCGCGUGGACAGGUCGAUUUAUGAGUACAACGGUCGUUGA